Danio rerio (zebrafish) is the source of this 684-nucleotide messenger RNA. RefSeq names its product interferon induced transmembrane protein 5 (gene ifitm5). Lineage: Eukaryota; Metazoa; Chordata; Actinopteri; Cypriniformes; Danionidae. Gene Ontology annotation, cellular component: membrane. The record is from RefSeq and is marked provisional.
AUUCUUCCAGGAGUUUGGACCGCUGAUCUCCAGGAUGGAUAACGCCACGUACAGCUACGUGAACGACUGCACUCCGCUCACCAACUGUAAGGCCGGCCGUAAGGCUGGGGGCUCCACGGUGGUCAACAUGAGCCAUGCGGGCAAGAAGCCACCAAAUGACUACCUGGUCUGGUCACUCUGCAACACUCUUUACGUCAACUUCUGCUGCCUGGGCUUCAUGGCUCUGAUCUACUCCAUCAAGGCUCGAGAUCAGAAGACCCUGGGUGACAUGCGUGCAGCGCAGGAAUGCUCAGACAAGGCCAAGUGGUACAACAUUCUUGCUUCGGGCUGGAACCUCUUGAUUCCGCUUCUGGUGUUGGGUCUGCUGGUCCUGCUUCUGGUGCAUCUGGGAAGCUCAGAGGGAACAUUUGAUUUCUUCGGUGAGGAUGGAUUCCAGAGCUUCAUGAAGCUCUUCAGCAGGUAGACAGAGCAACUCGAGCAAACCUACCACCACCUCCAAACCUUCUGGACUGUUCAUCCCUCUCGACUUUAUCAGCAUGUUAUUUUCCUUGGCUGUGUGAAUUUCUCAUUAUUUAGUUUGUUUUGUUCCCUAAUUCAUGUCCAUGUACUGUAUAACUAAUCCUCAAUUUUAUUUUAUGAAGUAAAUUGGCUCUGUAGUAUUUAAUAAAAUAUUUAAUAUCCUCA